Molecule: messenger RNA, 1059 nt
Organism: Vanderwaltozyma polyspora DSM 70294
Lineage: Eukaryota; Fungi; Ascomycota; Saccharomycetes; Saccharomycetales; Saccharomycetaceae
Gene: VAB2
Product: Vab2p
Exons: 1
Coding region: 1-1059 (352 amino acids)
Source: RefSeq, a predicted model, not a curated record
AUGCGCAACAAGCUUAACUUUCAAAAUAUUGAGCACAGCUAUGCUUUUAAAGAAUUGUCAAAGUUACCUUCGAUAGUUUCAUCAAAGCAAUUACGAACAAAUAGUAUCUUUGAAGCAGUGAAACCAGAAUUAAAAAAUGUUCAGAAUGAUAUUCAAAUGUUUUAUUCUGUUAUAGAACGUGAAAUUAAUUCUGAAAUUUCACAAAUAGAUUUAGUUGAAACAGAACUAAAGAAAUCUUUAAAAAAUGUGAAUAAAAGUUAUGCAAAGAUAAUGAAAAGAAGAACCAUAUUAAGUUCCAAUGGAAAAAAUAAGAAUUUAGCGAUUGUAGAUGAUUUCAAUAAAGAAGUAGAUGGGUUAGAAUCACUUAUUACUGGUUUAAAGGAGACAGUACAUGACAUGAUUGAUGAUUUGGUCACUGCUGAUUCUCAAUUAAAAUCAAAUAAUAAGUCGGUAACAAAAGAAGAAAUAAAUUCUCAACACUAUCCUCUUUUAUUCGAAAUAUUACAAAAAGACUAUAAUCAUAUUUUUAAGGAAAGCAAUAAUUUAAGUGUACAGGAUGCUGACAGAAAAAGUAUUGAACUGGAUAUCGAGGAUAGGACAGAGGUAAAAUCAAGUGACGAUAAGGAUUCAAUGAAUAAAAAUAUCAACAUAAUGCCAAUUGAGGAUAAUAGCAUUACACACUUAUCAUUUGAGGGUGAACCAAUUUAUACAAAAGUCUCUCAUGAGAAUAGUAAUCAAGUUACAGAUAAAGGUAUUAAUCAAUUGGAUGAAAAUACGUUAAAUCAAGAAAUUAAAAAUGAUAAUUUAAUUUGCCAAAGAUCGCUACCACCUAAAAACUUGUCCAAUGAGAAUGUGGUUAACGAUAAUUAUGCUGAUUCCAAUUGCCUCAAGGAAGAAAAGAAGAAUGAAGUUGAUACAAGUAAAAGUAAAAUGGGAACAAUAAACAGCACCCCUUCAAGUACAACGAUGGGAAACGGCUUCAUCCUCCCAAAUUUAACAAAGGUGGUUAAACCAACUAUAUCAACAACAUUCGAAACAGUAGUAAACCGAGAGUUUUAA